AAGGAACAACCAAGGAGGAGGAGGCGGCGGCGGACCUGACAGGAAUAGGAACAACCAUGGUAGGCCGAGUGCAUUUCACUACUUUUCUCCUGUGCGAUUUCAUGACAUGCGCGACGAGCAAAGAUUCCUUCGCAAGAACAGGCAUGUAGUUCGUCCACGAGGCGGACGUUAUAACGAUCGUGGAGACCGUCAUGACAAAGGAGGAAGAGGUGGCGGAUACAGAAAGCCAUACGAUAGACAACGGCACGAUCAACGUGACAGAGAGCAGGAGCGCGCGCAGGAUGAAGUGAGCGAUAUUGAAAAGCGUCUGGGUGGACUUAUCAUUCGCGUUGGCGACAAGAUCACGCCAACGCUCGAGACCAACCUGAAUACACUGGCCGGAAUUCUGGACAACGACUAUGCAAAGCAUUCCGCUACAAUUCUCAAGUCCUUGAAGGCUUGUAUUUUGGAGCUUCCUAUGAAGUCUGCCAUCUACGGAACGCUAACAGGACUUUUGAACGCAAAGAAUGUUCAAACUGGAGGAACGAUUGUUGCCAUGGCAUCCGAAUUGCUGCAGGACAGCUUGCUCAAAUAUCAAUGGAGAAACGUCAAGCUGCUGUUGCGAUUCUUUGGCGAGUUGGUCAACUCCAACGUCAUUUUGCCCACUACGCUGCUCAACGUCAUGGACCAAUUGCUGGGCGUUCUGGACGAGGAGACGGUUUUGAGAGCUCGCGCUGAUUGUGCUGUCUACUGUGUCCUGGCGACCUUACCUUGGUGUGCAGCCGACAUGCGUGACCGCAACCCUCACGAUUUUGAAAAGAUCCUGGGACGAAUCGAGGACUACAUGAUGGCAAGAGAGGAGGGCGGUGGAGCUGAGGGUUUUGAGAUUACAAAGGUGUUCAAAGAUGAGCAGUGCCCAUACGUUCAGGAGGAGCCGCUUACACUGCUGUGGAAACAGAUCCAGAACUUGCAAAAGGAUGACUGGGAUGUGACGAUUCUGAUCAAGCCCUCACAGGCCUUUGAUGCUGUUCUCGGAAUGGCCUCCCAGCACGAGCUGCCUGCAUUCGCCUUCCCGCCUCAUGUGGACGCAAGCUCUUACUACACUCCAGCACCGCUGUUCAGGAUCUUUGUGGCCGACGAGGGCGAGCAGAACAACUCACUUCCUGACCCAUACUCUAUCGCACACUUUAUCGUCCGCGACAAUCUGACGGACGUGCUUUGCUUGUUUGAGAUCAACCGAAAGGAGUGUGCAAAGUACCUGUUCAUGGUCCAGUACUCAUACGUCAUUGGGACUUUUGCUGACUCGGCACUCACAGCAGCAACAGGAGCACCCAACGAAAUGGAAACGGAUACACCGGCAGGGCCAAGCUGGUCUGUAGACCAGUUGUUGGCGGAGGUCAUCUUCACAGAGAUGUUCAAGCUGCCCAAGCAAGAGUUCAAGGGUGUAUACUAUGCUUCGCUCUUGGUCGAGGUCUGCAAAUCCUUCCCAGACAGCUUCCCUACUUCAUUAGCCGAGGCCAUCAAGAAGUUGUACGAAAGACUUCCUUCUAUGGAUGUCGAAUGUGCUCACCGCUUCUGGACCUGGUUCAGUCACCACCUCAGUAAUUUCGGAUACCUCUGGAACUGGGUCGAAUGGUCUGCGGCUCUGGAAUUGCCACCUGAUCAUGCACAGUGCGUCUUUAUUCGCGAGACCUUGGAAAAGACGAUCCGCUUGUCUUACUUUGAACGCAUCAAAGAGGCUCUGCCCGAUGAAUUCCAGAAGUUCAUGCCAUCGGAAGCGCCUGGUCCUAGCUGGAAGUUCGAGUCACCAGAGCACCCAUACCAUGCCAUGGCAUCCGCAGUGUUGAAUUCGCUCCGCAACAAGAGCUCGACUGAGCAGAUUGAACAAACGUUGGAGAGCAUGAAAAACGCACCUCGACUAGAGUCGUUGACACCGAACGAGCGCGAGGAUUUCAUCCGGGAACUGUUUACGGAGUGUGUUCUGAUGCUGGGAUCGAAAUCAUUCUCGCACGUUCUCAAUGUGAUUGAACGGUACCUCGCGAUCUUGCAGCGGAUGAACGGCACACCAGAGGCACGCCUGCACACGGUCAAGAUUGUGGCACAGUUCUGGAGGAAUAACACGCAGUUCAUGGGGAUCCUUCUGGACAAGAUGCUGAAUUAUCGUGUGGUGGACGCGAUUGCCAUUGUCAAGUGGGUGUUUGAGCCUGAGGUCUGGCAGAACGAGUGGCACAGGAGUUUUGUCUGGGACAUCCUGAAGAACACACUGAACAAGGUCAUUUCGAGAGUGCAACAGGUUAAGGAUAAGCUGGUUGAGGUCCGCAAGGAGUUCGAGGCUGAUCCACCGACCAAGACGGAGGAGGUUGUCAUUGGAGUCGAGAACACACUGUCGAUCGUCAACCGCGAGCAAAAGGAGGUGUUCUUGACGCUGUACCAAAAGUUCGUGGGUGUGCUCCAAACCAAAUUGAGAGAGAUCGAGUCCUCGGACCAGAGUGUGGAAGAGAGCCGGGCAUGGGAGAUUGGUCUUGGCUGGUUCCUGGAGCUGGGUCGUCGGUACUCCAAAGAAGUGGCUACGUUCUCAGCAACGCUCGAGACCAUUGUUUUCUCGGUCGAUCCCGAGACCAGUGAACCUAUUGACGCAAGGAUCACAAAUAUCUUUCAGGAGAUCUGCCGCAUGGAGAUCGGACGUUCUGUGGAGAUGAACUAGGAAGUCCUUGCACCGUUUGGAUAUUCCCUCGUUAAAUCAAUAUACUCAUUGCUUUUU
Gamsiella multidivaricata is the source of this 2740-nucleotide messenger RNA. RefSeq names its product MIF4G like-domain-containing protein. The record is from RefSeq and is a predicted model, not a curated record. Lineage: Eukaryota; Fungi; Mortierellomycota; Mortierellomycetes; Mortierellales; Mortierellaceae. Gene Ontology annotation, cellular component: nucleus; nuclear cap binding complex. Gene Ontology annotation, molecular function: RNA cap binding; protein binding; mRNA binding. The transcript has 9 exons. Gene Ontology annotation, biological process: nuclear-transcribed mRNA catabolic process, nonsense-mediated decay; mRNA export from nucleus. Bases 107 to 2683 code for a protein of 858 amino acids.